This is a messenger RNA of Lodderomyces jiufengensis, 963 nucleotides long. It is a transcript of the gene PRS1, whose product is annotated as ribose phosphate diphosphokinase subunit. Gene Ontology annotation, molecular function: magnesium ion binding; ribose phosphate diphosphokinase activity. NCBI's taxonomy places the organism in Eukaryota, Fungi, Ascomycota, Pichiomycetes, Serinales, Debaryomycetaceae. The record is from RefSeq and is a predicted model, not a curated record. Bases 1 to 963 code for a protein of 320 amino acids. Gene Ontology annotation, cellular component: cytoplasm; ribose phosphate diphosphokinase complex. The transcript has a single exon. Gene Ontology annotation, biological process: ribonucleoside monophosphate biosynthetic process; regulation of cell size; 5-phosphoribose 1-diphosphate biosynthetic process.
AUGUCAACCAAUUCUAUUAAAUUAUUAGCUAGUGAUGUACAUCGUGGUCUUGCAGAAUUAGUUGCAAAGAGGUUAGCAUUACAUAUAACUCCCAGUGAAAUAAAAAGAGAAUCAACGGGAGAAGUACAAUUUUCAAUUGGAGAAUCAGUUAGAGAUGAAGAUAUUUUUAUAAUAUGUCAAAUUGGAUCAGGAGAAGUUAAUGAUAGAGUUAUUGAAUUAUUAAUAAUGAUUAAUGCUUGCAAAACUGCAAGUGCAAGAAGAAUUACCGUAAUACUACCAAAUUUUCCCUAUGCCAGACAAGAUAGAAAAGACAAAUCUCGUGCUCCAAUUACUGCAAAGUUAAUGGCUGAUAUGUUAACUAGUGCUGGUUGUAAUCAUGUUAUUACAAUGGAUUUACAUGCUUCACAAAUUCAAGGGUUUUUUGAUGUACCUGUUGAUAAUUUAUAUGCUGAACCAAGUGUUGUUAGAUAUAUUAAGGAAAAAAUAGAUUAUAAAGAUGCAAUAAUAAUAUCACCUGAUGCUGGUGGUGCCAAAAGAGCCGCAGGAUUAGCAGAUAGGUUAGAUUUAAAUUUUGCUUUAAUUCAUAAAGAAAGAGCAAGAGCUAAUGAAGUUUCUAAAAUGGUAUUAGUAGGUGAUGUAAGUGAUAAAAUCUGUGUUAUAGUUGAUGAUAUGGCAGAUACUUGUGGUACUUUAGCCAAAGCAGCUGAAGUUUUGUUGGAUAAUAAUGCAAAAGAAGUUAUUGCAAUUGUUACUCAUGGUAUAUUAUCAGGAAAUGCUAUCAAGAAUAUUAAUAAUUCAAAAUUGAAAAAAGUUGUUUGUACGAAUACUGUACCAUUUGAAGAUAAAUUAUCACUUUGUAAUAAACUAGAUACAAUUGAUGUUUCCGCUGUUAUCGCCGAAGCUAUUAGAAGAUUACAUAAUGGUGAAAGUAUAUCUUAUUUAUUUAAAAAUGCACCAUUAUAG